AUGCUGAAGCUGACCCUGUUGGCUGGCCUGAUCGCUGUUGCCGGGGCCCAGACGGCAGUCAACCGGUUCCCGGAUGGUUUCCUUUUCGGGGCCGCCACUGCUGCCUUCCAGAUCGAAGGAGCGUGGAAUGAGGAUGGCAAGGGUGAGAGCAUCUGGGACCGCAUGCUCCACGAACACCCGGAGUACGGCACGAAUGGCGACAACGGCGACGUGGCCUGCGAUUCGUACCACAAGUACCAGGAGGACGUGCAGAUGCUGAAGGCGAUCAACGCGGACGUGUACCGUUUCUCCAUUGCCUGGACACGCAUCCUGCCCACUGGAGACCUCGACGUCAUCAACCAACCGGGCAUCGACUACUACAACAAUCUCAUCAACGAGCUGCUCGCGAACGGAAUCCAGCCUCUGGUGACAAUGUACCACUGGGACCUGCCGCAAGCGCUGCAGUACAUCGGUGGAUGGCCAAACCCAAUUCUCGCUGACUACUUCGUGGAGUAUGCCAGAGUGCUGUUUGAAAACUUUGGAGACAGAGUGAAGAUGUGGACCACGUUCAACGAGCCGGAAGUGUUCACCAUCGGCUACGCUUCCGCGGAAUUUCAGGCUCCGUCACAGAACGCUCCGGGCAUCGGCGACUACCUGGCUGCACACACCGUCAUCAGAGCACAUGGACUCGUCUACCGCCUCUAUCAGGAACAGUUCAAGGCCAAGCAGAAUGGCACCGUAGGAAUUACGUUAAGUAUAACGGGAAGAAAACCAGUCUCAAACUCCAGUGAAGACUUGGAAGCAGCUGAGAGGAAGUAUCAGUUUGAUGUUGGUCACUACGCACACCCUAUCUUCAGCCAGGAGGGGGAUUACCCGGCGGUGGUGCGUCAGAGGGUAGACGCUAACAGCGCAGCAGAGGGGCGUCCCCGCUCACGGUUGCCAACUUUCACUCAGGAAGAGAUUGAGUACCUCAGAGGUGCAUCUGACUUUUUUGGAGUGAAUCAUUAUUUAACGAGCUAUGUGAAACCAAGCGACUUUUGGAGUUCUCCAUCCAAAUGGCACGACGCUGGUGUCGUCAGUGUCAAUAUUGGGUACUAUCCUUCGGGAUUCCGCGACUUACUGAACUGGCUCGUUAAGGAAUACCCUGGUUAUCCAAUCUUUGUGACAGAAAACGGAUUGUCAAAUACUGGUGGUCUUAAUGACACCGACAGAAUCGAGUACUUUACGUCGUACCUGACGGCUCUUCUACAAGCUAUCCACGUUGACGGUGUUCCUGUGAUUGGCUACACCUGCUGGAGUCUCAUGGACGACCUCGAGUGGACGGACGGAUUUACCAAGAAGCUAGGGCUGUACGAGGUGGAUUUCGACAGCCCGAACAGAACCAGGACGCCAAGGGCCUCUGCAGCUUUCAUGUCGGAGAUCUUCGAGACUAAGGAGCUGCCUCAGGAAUACUUGCGCUACAGCAAGGGUGAGAGCAUCUGGGACCGCAUGCUCCACGAACACCCGGAGUACGGCACGAAUGGCGACAAUGGCGACGUGGCCUGCGAUUCGUACCACAAGUACCAGGAGGACGUGCAGAUGCUGAAGGCGAUCAACGCGGACGUGUACCGUUUCUCCAUUGCCUGGACACGCAUCCUGCCCACUGGACACCUCGACGUCAUCAACCAACCGGGCAUCGACUACUACAACAAUCUCAUCAACGAGCUGCUCGCGAACGGAAUCCAGCCUGUGGUGACAAUGUACCACUGGGACCUGCCGCAAGCGCUGCAGUACAUCGGUGGAUGGCCAAACCCAAUUCUCGCUGACUACUUCGUGGAGUAUGCCAGAGUGCUGUUUGAAAACUUUGGAGACAGAGUGAAGAUGUGGACCACGUUCAACGAGCCGGAAGUGUUCACCACCGGCUACGCUUCCGCGGAAUUUCAGGCUCCGUCACAGAACGCUCCGGGCAUCGGCGACUACCUGGCUGCACACACCGUCAUCAGAGCACAUGGACUCGUCUACCGCCUCUAUCAGGAACAGUUCAAGGCCAAGCAGAAUGGCACCGUAGGAAUUACGUUAAAUAUAACGGGAAGAAAACCAGCCUCAAACUCCAGUGAAGACUUGGAAGCAGUUGAGAGGAAGUAUCAGUUUGAUGUAAGUAUGGUUGGGCUCUACGCACACCCUAUCUUCAGCCAGGAGGGGGAUUACCCGGCGGUGGUACGUCAGAGGGUAGACGCUAACAGCGCAGCAGAGGGGCGUCCCCGCUCACGGUUGCCAACUUUCACUCAGGAAGAGAUUGAGUACCUCAGAGGUACCUUCUCCUUGGUCUACCCCGACUCCUCCUACCCUCUAGUGCUGAACCCAUGA
This is a messenger RNA of Schistocerca piceifrons (Central American locust), 2325 nucleotides long. Its product is annotated as myrosinase 1-like. The transcript is spliced from 18 exons. The record is from RefSeq and is a predicted model, not a curated record. NCBI's taxonomy places the organism in Eukaryota, Metazoa, Arthropoda, Insecta, Orthoptera, Acrididae. Gene Ontology annotation, molecular function: beta-glucosidase activity. Gene Ontology annotation, biological process: carbohydrate metabolic process. Bases 1 to 2325 code for a protein of 774 amino acids.